Molecule: messenger RNA, 391 nt
Organism: Amphiprion ocellaris (clown anemonefish)
Lineage: Eukaryota; Metazoa; Chordata; Actinopteri; Pomacentridae
Product: spermatogenesis-associated protein 16-like
Exons: 3
Coding region: 44-391 (115 amino acids)
Biological process (GO): spermatogenesis
Cellular component (GO): Golgi apparatus
Source: RefSeq, a predicted model, not a curated record
ACAAAUAAAGCUGUUGACUCCCGAGAGACAACAGAAGAAAGAGAUGGAACCUCAUGAGUUAGUCGAGACAUACAAGAAGGUUCUGCCCAUCCUGGAUCUUAUGCAAGCCACCAAGAUUAAUUCAGGUGUGCACGUGGGCUCGGGUCUGAUUGAGUGGCUUCAGUAUGGCAGCCUGCUGGUUAAACUGGGCUAUCACAGAGAGCACACUGUCAUAAUGCACCGCUGCCAGGCUCAGCUUGCCACCGCUCCCUACCUGUCACAGAUCACCACUCAGCAGGAAAACACACUGUACAGCAAGUGGAAGUAUGCACCUAAAAGCUGGUCAAUGCUGGAGGUGGUGUUGGAAGUGCUGAUGGCAAAACUGUCCAUUUUGAACAGAUUUUUUGUGUAA